UAAUCAAGAGUAGAUCAAACAAAUAUAUAUAUAUAUAUGAUGUCCAAGAUCAUAAUAUAUUGUGCUCUCUUCUUGAUCUUCUUUUCAUCUUCCUUCCAUGAAUCGAAUGCAGCCUAUAACGUUGUCAGUUUUGGAGCAAAACCGGAUGGCAAGAGUGAUUCGAGCCAAGCAUUUGUAAGGGCAUGGUUAUCCGCAUGUAGGUCAACAGGACCAGCCACAGUGUAUGUUCCAAAGGGAAGUUUCUUGGUGAAACCAGUGGAGUUUAGCGGUCCAUGCAAGAACAAGAUUUCGUUUUGGAUUGAUGGGAAGAUUAUAGCACCAACGAAUUACUGGUCUUUUGGGACUUCUGGAUUUUGGAUAUUGUUUUAUAAGGUGAGUAGGGUUACCAUACAUGGCGGCACUCUUGAUGCUAGGGGUGCUAGCUUUUGGGCUUGCAAGAGAGCUGGAAAAGUUUGUCCUCCUGGAGCUAGAUCCAUAUCAUUUGUGGGAUCAAGUGACGUAGUGGUGAGUGGAUUAACAUCGAUGAACAGCCAGAUGUUUCACAUUGCUAUACACAAAAGCCACAACAUCGUUCUUCAAAAACUAAAGAUAAUUGCACCCAGUUUGAGUCCCAACACUGAUGGACUUCAUAUGCAAUCUUCUACUGGAAUUACCAUUAAAGACAGCACCAUAACCACUGGAGAUGACUGCAUUUCCUUAGGUCCUGGCUCUCAGAACAUCUGGAUUCAGCGCAUUGCCUGUGGCCCUGGACACGGAAUCAGUAUCGGCAGCCUAGCUCAAUACAAAAAUGAAGAAGGCGUACAAAAUGUUACAGUAGCAAAUGUGGUUUUCACCGGCACUCAAAAUGGAGUCAGGAUCAAAUCAUGGGAGAGACCCAGCACGGCUUUUGUUAAAAACAUUCUCUUCCGAGAUAUCGUCAUGAAAAACACUUAUAAUCCUAUCAUCAUCGACCAGGAGUACUGCCCUAACGGCCGUGGUUGCCCUAACCAGAGUUCAGGAGUGAAGAUAAGUGGGGUGACAUAUAAGAACAUAAGAGGAACAUCUGCGACGAGAGUAGCGAUGAAUUUUUUAUGCAGUUCAAGCAAUCCAUGUAGAGGACUCAAAUUGCAGAACAUAAAGCUAACAUAUUUGAGCAGAGGUACUGCAACAUCUUCUUGUAUCCAUGCACAUGGAAGCACUGCUGGAGUUGUCAUUCCCCGUAGUUGUUUCUAAGAUACGUGUGUGUGUAUAUAAAUCCUUCACUAUUUAUUGUUUGUAAUUUAUGUUUCCCUGUUUGUUUUAAUGUAAGUAUUACAAAUUUUUUAUUCAUUUCAAUAAAAUUGUUUGUCAA
Messenger RNA from Ricinus communis (castor bean), 1330 nucleotides. RefSeq names its product polygalacturonase. The coding region runs from base 37 to 1212 and encodes 391 amino acids. Lineage: Eukaryota; Viridiplantae; Streptophyta; Magnoliopsida; Malpighiales; Euphorbiaceae. The transcript is spliced from 4 exons. Gene Ontology annotation, molecular function: polygalacturonase activity. Gene Ontology annotation, biological process: carbohydrate metabolic process. The record is from RefSeq and is a predicted model, not a curated record.